GCCAUGUGGUCUUACAUUGACCAAGUUGUUACAACCAUGUGGAGUGAGGGUGUUGUUGCCACACAAAUUUUUUAUCACUAUUAGAAUGUUGACCAUGUCAUCGCUAAUGUUGAAAUGUUGGGGUGCAUUGCUGAAGAAAUUUGAGGCUUUUAUUCAAUCACUACCAGUGGUUGUGGAAUAUAAUCCUACUUCCCAAUAUUGUGAGCGCCUUUUCACUCGCAAUAACUCUUUCUUGAGUUACUACAAUAAACGUUCUUGGGGCUUCUUGACAAGAGAAGAUAAUGGGCAAUGGGUACCCAUUUGUCUGCCCGUUCCUAGCAUGGCCAAAAAGGAAUAUGGCCAGGGUGUGGCUGUUGGUGAGGAGCUUGGACAAGAAGCAACUAGUGGUUUUGGAGUUGGAGCCAAUAAGCAAAACAAGGCCAACACACCCAUACCUCCCAAGGCAAAAGCUACCAAAGAAAAGGAGAUGAGCCAUGAUAGUGACAGUGAUGAAAGUUCUUGGGGUGAUCCUAAUCCUAAGUUGGCAGCUUCCAACAAAGGUCUUGGUCUUAUUCCCAUUCUUGGUGAUGAUAAGGUUCUGCCCAAGUUUGAAGAGGCUAAAAAGGUGGAGGCUUUAGCAGUGAACAUGGAGGAGGCCCUGGCAAAUCCUGAAGUUCCCGAGUUAGUGAAGAAGGUGAAAGUCAGCGAAGUUCUGCCACAAAAACCUUCUGUCGUGAGUAGACUUGGCAAAUGGGCGAGUUGGGUCAGGUCUGGGUUAGGUCAAGUUUACGGGUCACCAACGGGUCACAGGUUGAAAUAUGUAGACCCUAACUCGUUUUUAUGGGUCGGGUUUAGAUCAGGUUCAUGGGUCGGGCUGAUUUUUGCCAUGCCUAGCUGCGAAAGGAGGUGUGAAGGUUUCAUAAGGCACCCCCAACAUGGUGAAGAAGCCUACUAUAGCAAAGACUCAGUCAAAAGUGGCGAUACUGAAGGUGUGAACUCUUGUACUUUUGUAAAAACUGGAAAAUGCUCUUGCCAUCAUCGAGGGGGUAAAGGCACAAGUUUCCAAGGCAACAUAGACAUAAACAAAGCUGGCCUUGAAGAAUUUGAGUCAGAUGUAAGUGAUGCUGUAAAGAAAUCCAUCUUUGAUAACAGCAAGGUGGACAUCGAUAAGCCAACCAUGAGUCUAGUGAAGAAAGCUGCCAGCUUCAGUGAGAUAAAACAUAGUGAACAACCAUCCUUAAUUCCAGCCAAGUCAAGUGAGGCUGAUGACUUCGCCAUGAAACUGAUUAAAAACCUAGAUGAGAUGAAUGAUGAUAGGGAUGUAUCGCUGGCUCUAUUUGGCUUAGUGCCCCUUGGUGGCUCAAGGGUAGUGGGUGGGUUUACAACACUCGCGAUGUUGGAGGUGUGGGCACUCCACUUGUUGGAUACCUUCCCAAACUUGACAACUUGUCGCAAAGCCAAGAAAGUGGUGGUUGAAGACACCUUUGCAAUUCUCUACGCAGCCAUGCGACAUAUGAAGGUAACCACUUUCAUUGAGAUGAAUGAGGACUUUUUCUAUCUAUGUAGAGAUGCCAUUGAUGAUGUCGAGAGCAUAAACUCCAAGGUCGAUGUCAUCUGCACACAUCUGUCAAAUCUAGCGAAGGCAUACAUUAGGAAGACUAGGUUCAACAUGACUAAAGGCGACACGGCUGAAAAAUUAGACGAUCAAAUUAAGGAACAGAUGGAACAUGUUGCAAAGAUGGAAAAGUCAUUGGCUGAGACAAAAGGGCUUGUCUUCAAGCUGGAAGAAAGACUAGUGUCAGCCAAGGCAUACCUAGAAUCCUUCAACCAAGAGAAGGAGCUGGUAGCUUCAUCAGGAUUGUAUCGAGGCUGCCAAGGCUUACGGAGAUGAUUUUAGCCCUUUCCUACCGUGAGUGGUCAUGCACCCCAGCUUUCUCUCCAUCUUUUGUUUUGCUCCCUUUCUUGUGUGUUAACUGUCGGUGAUAUUGCCAUGAUGUAACCCUCUUGUUAUGUUUGUUUUGGGUUGACCAUCUCUAUUUCCAAUGAAGCCUGGAACCUGUU
This is a messenger RNA of Rubroshorea leprosula, 2040 nucleotides long. The record is from the annotation of a GenBank genome assembly. Lineage: Eukaryota; Viridiplantae; Streptophyta; Magnoliopsida; Malvales; Dipterocarpaceae.